Salvelinus fontinalis (brook trout) is the source of this 2250-nucleotide messenger RNA. RefSeq names its product endothelial zinc finger protein induced by tumor necrosis factor alpha-like. The transcript has 5 exons. Gene Ontology annotation, biological process: regulation of transcription by RNA polymerase II. Gene Ontology annotation, molecular function: RNA polymerase II cis-regulatory region sequence-specific DNA binding; DNA-binding transcription factor activity, RNA polymerase II-specific. The coding region runs from base 7 to 1410 and encodes 467 amino acids. The record is from RefSeq and is a predicted model, not a curated record. Gene Ontology annotation, cellular component: nucleus. NCBI's taxonomy places the organism in Eukaryota, Metazoa, Chordata, Actinopteri, Salmoniformes, Salmonidae.
GGAGCCAUGAGACGACACCAUCUCACACACACAGGAGAGAAGCCUUACUCCUGCUCUGUGUGUGGGAAGAGUUUCACCCAAUCAGGACAUCUGAAAGAGCACCAACAGUCUCACUCCGGAGAGAAGCACCACUGUCUGAUCUGUCUGAAACAGUAUAUCAGAGCAGAAGAUCUGAAGAUUCACCACAGAGUUCAUACGGGAGAAAGGCCCUACCGCUGUGCAGAGUGUGGCAAGAGCUACAUCAGGUCAAAGAAUCUCCGGGCUCACAAGCUGACUCACCAGAGGACAGGAAGUGGUGGUAAAAGUGACGGGGAGAUGGCAGCUACUAUCCAGGUGAAAGUGAAGGAGGAGGAAGAAGAGGAGGAGGUUGGUGGUUUUAUCAAUGCUGAAGGAGAGGAGGAGGAAGAGGUUGGUGGUUUUAUCAAUGCUGAAGGAGAGGAGGAAGAGGAGUCGGUUGGUGGUUUUAUCAAUGCUGAAGGAGAGGAGGAGGAAGAGGAGGAGGUUGGUGGUUUCAUCAAUGCUGAAGGAGAGGAGGAAGAGGAGUCGGUUGGUGCUUUCAUCAAUGCUGAAGGAGAGGAAGUUGGCUGGAGUUUCCCUGAUCUCAAUGAGAGUCCUGUCCAUGGCUCUUCUGGUAGUGAAGGAGGAAGUCUCCCUACAUCACACAUCAACAAGGAUCCCGGUGACCAAUCCCGCACCAAAGCUACAGAGUCCCAGGGUCCUGAUCCAAGACAUGAGGACAUCACUCAAACACCUGGGAUCAACGUUCAUAUUGUAGAUGAGGAGAAGGAGGAAGUGAAAGAGGAGGAUGAAGUUGGUGGUUUCAUCAAUUCUGAAGGAGAAGAAUUUGACUGGGAUUCUGUUCAACAUAGCGAGAGCCCUGACUGUGGCUUAGACAGCAAAGCGAUUCCCGCUACAUCAGAACAUCCUGAACACCAGGAGAGUCACAAAACUAAGACGUCCCACCGCUGCUCAGUGUGUGGCAGAGAGUGCUACAAGCUCUCGGUACUACAGAUCCACAUGAGAAUCCAUACGGGAGAGAAGCCGUACCCCUGCCCCGACUGUGGCAAGAAGUUCGCUCACCUGGGAGCCAUGAGAAGACACCUACUCACACACACGGGAGAGAAGCCUUACUCCUGCCCUGUGUGUGGGAAGAGUUUCACCCAAUCAGGACAUCUGAGGGAGCACCAGCAGUCUCACUCCGGAGAGAAGCCUCACCUGUGUCUGGUCUGUGGGAGAGGGUUCUCUAGAGCGUCAGACCUCAGGAUACACCACAGAGUUCACACAGGGGAGAGACCGUACAGCUGUGACUACUGUGGGAAGAGAUACGGCCGCUGUCAGAAGCUACGGGCUCACCAACGGACACACCACAGUGACAGGACACACGCUGAUACUGGAGAAGAGACGAAGUGAAUAACCAGGAGGAUUUGAACUUAAGACAUGAUAAGCUUAGUAUUCCUAUAGGUGAUGUUAGCCGGCUGGACAAAAACAAUGAUACACGUUGGUCAUCAUCAGACAGGAGAACAAUAGACUCCAUUGGAAUAGACAUAGUUCUAAAUUUCACCUAAAUGAUUCACAGAAUUCUGAUGCAGGACACAGGCUGCUGGGGAGGGGACAGACGCUGGGUGAAGUUCCCCUGCCUGAAUCCUAACCUUAACCAUUAGUGGGGGAGAUGCAAAACUGACCAGCGUCUAGGGGCAACUUCACCCUACUCCGUUGGGGGAAAGAAUGGGGAAGCUUUAUCAGUAAGUGUUGACAGUAGAACUAUGGGUGUUCGUUAGUAGGGUGGACAAACACAACUAUUAAACUUAUGAUGAAGAACGAUAGGCUCGGUUAGAACAAUUACAAUGGACGUGGUUCUAAAUUCCACUUGAAGAAAGCACCCAGUUCUGAUCGAGAGAUGACAUAAUCAGCGCUGUCCAGUUUGUUAUAGAACUUGAACCAGAGAAAGUGAACCCAAAAUGGCUGCUAGACGGUGUUCUAAAUUGGAAUCGCGGAAUGCUUGUUCUCCGUCCACCCCAUCCUGUGUGAGGAACCCAGUUAAAAUAAUUGUUGAAUUUUUUUUUUAACGUAAUAAUUCUGUUCUUUAUUGGAUAACAUCCAAAUAAUGUUCAGUCGCAGGACAUUUGAUCACAGAGAGCUAUGGCUCUGUCCAGGAUUUCAUUCAGUUCGAUACGCCGCUAUAAGAUAGUAAACAAAGGUGUGUCAUGGUGAUUGAAUAAAGAGGUUACAAAAACCUGCCUCUUAACUUUU